GAGGUUGUUUCUAUAACUAGCUGUCCCGUCUAAAAGUGAAAAGCCAAGAUGUCAUCUAAACAACCGCCUGAUUAUUAUAAAAAGUUAUUUCUUUAGUGGAAAUGUUCGCGUUAAAGUGCAGCAAUAAAGUUAUAAUGAUUUUAUGUUAUAGUGGAUAAACAUCAUUACAAUUGGAGCAUAAUUGUAAAGAAUUGUGCGACGUAAACUGAUCGUAUUUUCCGCUCAAAGAGAAUAGUGGAGCACAAACGUUUCACAAUAUUUUUGUUUGCGUCUAAACUCUUGAAUUCCCAGAUGUUCUAACUGAUUUUUAAAUAAUUGCCUUAUCUUAAUCGCAAAGUUACGGCUCACCCUAUUUAGGAAAAGAAAAACAAAAAAUGCAAGCAGACGAUCCUCCGUAUCUGUCUGUUGGCACAGCAGUUAGUGCAAAAUACAAGGGGGCAUUCUGUGAGGCUAAAGUCAGCAAAGUGGUUCGCAUUGUUAAAUGCAAAGUAACUUAUAAGAUGGGUUUAGGCAAUGGAAUACUUAAUGAUGAACAAAUUAAAGGCACCUUACGAGUAGGGCAAGUGGUACAAGCAAAACAUCCAGAUAGAAAGGAGUUAGUUGAGGCAACAAUAACAAAGAUACAGGACUGUAGUCAAUAUACAGUUGUGUUUGAUGAUGGUGACAUAACAACAUUGAGGAGAACAGCACUGUGUCUGAAAAGUGGUAGGCAUUUCAAUGAGAGUGAAACAUUGGAUCAGCUACCAUUGACACAUCCAGAACACUUUGGCAUCCCCGUAAUGGGCGGUAGACGCGGAAGGAGGAGUAGGCAGCUGAAGGACGACAGUAGUGAUGGAGAAGUCGAAGAAGAAAAUGAGCCAGAUUUGGAAGGAUACCUUUCAGAAAUUGGACGUGUUGUGAGUGUGGAAUCUACCGAAAAGAAACGCAACAAGGAAAAUUGGUUUCCUGGCCUUGUAGUUAUUCCAUCUGCUCAACCAACUGUCAGAAUAAACGCAAAAGAUGAAUAUUUGAUUCGAUCCUUUAAAGAUGGAAGAUAUUACACAGUUCCAAAAAAGGAGGUGUCAGAGUUCAACCGAGAAUCAGGAGCCAAGGUUGAUAAUCCAUCUCUAGGGGAAGCUAUCCAGAAAGCAAUAAAGUUUUUGGAUCUGAAUGAGUUGCCACCACAUUGGGAAAAAAACACACUGUUCCAUUCUACUGCCUUGGAGAGUGAUAGUGAUGAAAAUUUUUCUGAUAGUUCUGACGACGAAUCAUAUGAAGAAAAAGACAGGUUCGUAGCGCAGCUGUACAAGUUCAUGGACGACGCGGGCACGCCUCUGAACAAAACUCCAGUGGUGGCGGGCAGGGAUAUCGACCUGCAUCGCCUGUUCAGGGUGGUACAAAAGCUGGGCGGAGGCAAUCGAGUGACCAAUCAGAACAAGUGGCGAACGGUGACGGCACGGCUGAGGUUGCCGGUUAACCAGGCGGUGCACAAUCAAGUGCGGUCUGCGUACAAGAAGUGUUUAGCUAGCUAUGAAACUUUUUACAGAACUUUGGGUGUAACAAUGAUUAACCAUACGAGACCCCCGAAGAAAAAUCGAGGUCGUAGCUUGAUCAGAGACAAAGAUCGUUGCACACCCGUUAACGUUCCUCAACCUGAAAAAGAAGAGGAGCAACCUCCGGUCGAAGAGAAAAAGGAAGAGAAGAAAGAGAUUCCAGAAACGUCAAAACCGAAGAAAAAAGACGAUAAGAAAAAACCGUUGGUGGCAGAAGUUAGUGAUACAAACAGCAGUGAUGCCACCGACAUUUCUGAGAUAAAAGAUACUGGCAGGCCGAAACGUGAGCGGGAAAGCAAGUAUGGAAAGGACAGGAAGCCCAAAACUGCUUCAGGAGAAAAAGUUAAAGCUAUUGUGGAGAAGUUUGAGGAGCAGACCAAAAAGGAGGAAGAAGAGAAGCCUGCUCGAUCUAAAUCUGCAUCUAAAAAAGAGCCACCAGUCCAGCCAAAAGAAGAAGAAAAGAAGAAACCCGCCAAGGAGCAAUCUAAGCCCAGCGCUAAAGCAACGACAGCAGCACCUCCGGCAACAACGCCAUCCGCAAAGAAGCCCGAAGAAGAGAAGAAGAAAGGGAAGAAACGUCUCGCCUCCUCAUCUUCUUCAAUUGCUGAAGAGAAAGCUACGACUUCCGCCAGCGAGAGCAGUUCCAGCGAGUCUGGUUCAACAUCGGUUCCCGCUGGUACCGCCGCCAAAUCAGCACCGGCUCAUAAUAUCAAUGUUGGGGAUAAGCUGAAGGUGUACUAUGGACCUACGCAUGAGUCCAAGGUCACUUACGAAGCUAAGGUUAUUGAUAUUGAUAAAGAUCAAACAGGGCCAGUGUUCCUGGUUCAUUAUACUGGAUGGAAUACAAGGUACGACGAAUGGAUCCAACCUCAACGUAUCGCCGAAAACCUGAGCGCUUCCACGAAAGCGAAGCGUAAUGCCAGCAAACAACAGCAAUCAUCUUCUCCAUCGUCAUCUUCUGCUACUACAGCGCCAUCUACGUCUUCCAGUAGACCGGCCAAAGCAGCGGCGAAGCGCCGGUCGACAACCGCAGGUCGGGUUUCCACGUCUUCGGCGGGUGCUGACGUAGUGCCAAGAUCAACGACGCCGUUGAGUGUAUCUUCAACUGGUAGCGGACGAACGAAGAGUCCUGCUACUCCUACGACGACGCCUAUGCCAGCUACGAGGUCUGUCGCCGCUGCGGCAGCUGCCGCAGCAGCAGCUACAGCAGCUUCAUCUCCUCCCGCUAGGAUUACACGGAAAGAUACCGUAAGACGGACUAGGAGAAUCUCGGCACAAACGGAUGUCUCCAACCAUACGGAAGAAUCUGACAGUGAAGGUUCUGUCAGCGAAUCAGAGCCUUCCAGAAUACGCAGCAAUACUAAAACGGACGAACCGGAGCUUAAAACCUACAGGAGGAAGGUUACCAAGACUCCAGUUCCAACGAAAGUUGAUAAGCGGAAGGAGAAAGAAGAUGAAGACACAGAGAAAGAGGAAGUAGUGGAGAAAAGACCAGUUAGAAGGACGAAAAAAAUUAAAAGAUCUCCAGAAAAAUCCGCUGAUGAGAGCGAGGAUGAAGUUAGUCCACCCAAAGGGAGGGAUUUUGAUUUAAAUCAGAUUAGGUCAGAGUUGAAAGGAUUCACAAAAGCCAUCAAGGUUUCUCCAAUUGAUACUUUGGAAAAGGAAACUGUAUCGUCUUCUGAUGAUUCGACGAGCCCCCCAAUUUUAGAAAAAAACAUGGAAAUAGAAGAGGAGGUCGAUACAGAAGACGAGAAGAAAGAAAAAGAAAAACCUGCCGAAAAGCCUCCCAUUUGCCUGGAUGUCUAUGAAUUCAAAGAGCCAGAACCUUUUGAGUUUGAAAGCAGGACAAAGUUGGUGGAUGACAAGGGAGCUAAGAAGCGUCCGAGAAUUUUCGACGAUUUAGAGAUGUCACCAAGGAAGAACUUGAAGCUCUCUCCAAGUGGUUCCUCUUCAUCAGAAAAGUCUGAAAAGAGCACACCAACCACUUCCUUCAGGAAAGCUCUUGUUCGUAAGCAAGAUGCUCAGGAGGACUCUGACGAUGAUGAAGCAAUUACAAUACCCGAUUUGGAUAUUAAAGAUAAGGAUCCCUUCGAUAAGCUCGUGGAGUCACCUAGCUUCAAUUUCGUAAAGACCAUAGAUAGGGCGCAAGAGAGUACUAGUAAGCCGAAAGAAGAGCCAGACGUUUCUGAGGAUUCAUUGAGUCUCUUCAGGGAGCUGCCAGAAACUGUAGAUGAAUAUAGCAGAGAUAUGGAGCUGUCAGAUUGUGAAUCACAAACUCAAAUAUUCACCACUGAGCCGGAAUUAUUCUCGGAUACAUUCAGCAAACCAUCACCAGACCAAAAUACUCUUUACAUGGAAUUUUCAUGUGGUAAAAUAGAUGAAGGUAAAUUAAAAGACAGUGAUGAGGAUGAAUUAAUAAGAGAGCAAAUACAACGAGUGAUUGCUCAAAGUGCUUCGACAGACGACGAAAGCAACGAUGCUUUGUUGAUAACACCACCUACCACCAGUUACCAAUCAAAGAAAAGAGAAGUUGAGCCUCCAGCAUCUCCACCAGCUCCUCCAUUAUCCACUAUACUAGGCAUCACUUCAGAGAGUCAAAAUAUAGAGGAGAAACCUGAAGAACCUGAGACUGAAAAUUCUCCAGCUAGCCCAGAAGAAGUGAAAGACCUCCCACCUCCACCGCCGCCUCCUCUACCACCUCCGCCUCCUCCUCUAUCACCAUCUGAAAACUCCUCCGAAAAGUCCGUUUUCAAUAUCGACAAAACAACCAUAUCGCCCGCUCUGCAAGAAACAGACAGCUCUCUGCUGGAGUCCAUUGUGUCGCAACCGGCCGUGCCCUUGGACAUGAAACUGGAGGAGACUGCCAAAGAGCUGGCCAACGUGAAAACAGGUACAAAGAUAGCAGAUUCAAUCCUGCAGAAGUUCAACAACAUCAAGAACGAAUUGGAGAAGAAGGUGACUAAACCGGAGCACGAGGAAAAGGAAGACAAAAAGUCUGAGCUCAAGUUUGACGUAUUGAAGGAAGAGACCAAAUGCAGCUUUGAUGUUAAACCUACUAUGACUGAGGAAAAACCUGAAGUGGAAACUCAUCAAGAAAUAAAGGAGGAGAUAGCAGCGAAAUCGAAACCAACAGAGGUAUCUCCGCGAAAAAGCAAGAUCUCAGAGUCAUCGGACGAUAAAAAACGUAAGAGAGGGUCAAGUAGACUAUACGUGGAAGAACCGGAUGAAGACAGUACUGAUUCGGAUCAACCACUUGUGCCAAAACCAGAACAAGAAUCUCACAUAAACCUCGACGACAAUAAAAAUGAAGAAGAAACAAAACAUGCUGGAGGUGAUGACAGCUUUCUGUUUGCGUCAACAGAAGAAGAUUCACAGUCACAAGAAACUGUUAACUUUGUUGUGGAGCUGAAAGAUGAGAAGAUACCAGAAGAACCAACGACAGAGCUUAAAGACAAGGAAGAAGAGAACGAAGAGGAAGAUAUUGCUGUACCUUCCAGCCCAUGUGAGGAAGCCGAUCCGGUUCCACCAGCUUCCACUGAGACAGAACCGGUCAAAGAAGAGGAGCCAGACUCCCAUUUACACUCCCUUCUUCUCUGUGAGGAGGAGAUCCCACGCAGUCCUGCACCCGAGACCGAUAGUUGUCCGGCGGCUCCCUCCCCCAAACCCAGCAAAUCGAUGUCUGCAGAGAUGCCCUUCGCUAGUGCACCAAGUGGUUCCAGCGGUAAAAGUGCGCUGCUCCAUGCAGCUGCAGCGGCUGUGGCAGCAGAACAGAAGAAAUCUCAACAACAGCAGCAGCAGAAUCAGCAACAAGCCCAACAGGUUGCAAUGCUUCAAGAAAGAAGUGGAGCUAACGCCUCUGCUGUGUUGGAGAACACACCACCCACAACACCAGAAAGUACCAUCAGUAAUCUGUCUCCUAGAGGUGAAAUCGGCGGUUUGUCUCCACCCACUGGAGACAACGAAAGCUGUAGAUCGAAUGACGUGGACCCGGACUAUCCAAGACAAAGGCGUAAUUCUACUAUGAAAGUAUCCCCAUAUAGCGAGGAAGAUACACAAAUGGGUGAGUCGAAGAAGUCUAAGGACGACAUCACGAUGGCGCCAUGCAAAAAGCGCAGAAAAUCUGUGAGGAGUUCAGACGAGAACAUGAUGACGAAGAGAGGACGAAAAACACAGAAUAGAUCAAGGCAUAAUAGCGACAGCGAUGAUAUGUCUGAACACUCAAAUACUGGCAGCAGUAGAAUACAGUCCUAUGACAGAGCCAAUAGAUCACCGAGGCCAUCUAAAUAUAACUUCUUUGUUGAAUUUGAUCCAAGUUUAGACAGCGGUCAAAGAAUUGCAGUUUUGCAACAGAAGCUGACGGAGUUGAGGAAGACGUAUGCUGACGUGAAGGCCGAACUUGCCGCGGUAGAAAGAAGGCGAAAGAAAAUUCGUAGGAGGGAGAGAGAGGCUUUGAAGGCAGCUAAACAAGAAAUGGCAUGUGCUUGAUGAUAGAUAUGUACGAAACUUGAGAGAAAAAUAUUAACUAGGUUAAUGGGAAAGUUAUAGCCAAGCAUAAUGUUACAUUUUUGUUAGGUAAAUCUGAAAAUUGAAACGUUAGUUCAUAUUAUUUUUCGUUGUUAUUGAAAGUUUAACUGAUUAAUGGGAGGAGGGAAUUUUAUGAAGACCAAAUUUAUAUUUGGAUAUAUCAAUUCGAAUUCGAUUUUGGUAUUGAAUACUGCUCGGUAAAUUGAAUAUUUCCAAAGUGGAUACGGUUUUUCCUGGGAUCGAAAUUAGAUCUUAUGGGACGGAAAUGCAUGUUAAACAGGUAAAACACAUUCGGAGUCUGCGCGUAAUGGUUAUAAUGGCCUAUGGGUCCUAAAAAUGUACCGUUGUCAUAUAUUGUGCCCAGAAAACAUAUUUUACAACAAUAAGUAGUAUUACAUUCAGAAAAUUGACGAAACAUAUUUAUAUUGUGUUCAAUGAAUUUUUUAAAAGAUACCAAAAAUACCACGGGAUCUAAUACCGGAUCCAGCUCUGAGUCUCAUGACCAGUAAUGGACAAAAGUAUAUAGACAAAUUAAUAUUAUGCUGUAUUUCUUUUUUAACUUGAAUUAUUAACACACCAACCUAUAUACAUAAUUCGUUAUCGCAUAAUACUCACUUAUACAUAAAUAAAUUCAUUAGACUCCCUUCAAUGAAAAAUUAAUUGAAAAAAACUGGAACUAUGAAGGACAAAAAUAUAUAGACAAAGCAAAACAAUUAUAGAAAAAAGAAGCAAAGUUCAUUGAAUUAUAGAAAACCAACCAUGUUUGUGUUAAUAUUUUGUAGCAUAACCAUUAUUAUCAAUCACCACCUGGCAUCGUCUCGGCAUAGAUUGUAGAAGUUGUUUGAUAUAAGAUUCAUCAAUCUGUCUGCACUUUUGCUCUAAAGCGGCAAAAUGUUCAUCCUUGUUUGAAUAAUUUUUAUCCCGUAUUUGCUUAUCUAAAUAUUCCCAUAGAUUUUCAAUGGGGUUUAUAUGAGGAGACUGUGAAGGCCAUUUGAAAACUGGUAUUUUUUCAUCCAGAAAGAAUGUCUUUGCUAGAUUUGAAGUGUGCUUCGGGUCAUUAUCUUGCUGGAAGAUUGAUGUUAAGGGCAUAUUGUCUUCCAUAUAGGGUAACAUGACAUGCUUUAGUAUGUCUGUGUAUACAAACGUAUCCAUAAUGCCAUCUAUUCUAUGUAAUAAAAUAAUCCCAAACCCCGAAAAGCAUCCCCAAACCAUAACAGACCCCCUCCAUGACAGUGGGCAAAGUGUUCUUGGGGUUCAAUCUUUGUCCACUAGGACGUCUAACGUAAUGAACACCAUCUGAUAAAAACAUAUUGAACUUGGAUUCGUCACUGAAACAUAUCCUCUUCCAGUCACAGAUGCUCAAAUCAAGAUGCAAAUUGUGUAAUCCGUCCUUACGGUUUUUCCUCGAGAUUAGCGGCUUCUUACUCGGGCGACGUGCAAAUAACUUCAAAUCAUUUAAUCUUCUACUUAUAGUUUUUUCCUUUUGUCUAGAUUUCGGCGUUUAUUUGUCUGAGGGUUUUAAACGGAUUUUUGGGCGAAAUUACUUUUAUUAAUCUAACUGAUCUAGCAUUUAGUUCUCUAGGCCGACCACUUCUCUUAGAGGCUUCCAAGAUACCUUCUUGUUUAUAUUUGUUCAAUAUUGCCCAAACUGCUUUACGCCUAAGCUUCAAAUUUUUGGCAAUGUCGACUUGACGUUGACCAUCUUUGUAUAACUCAAUGAUCUUAGUUUUCACAUCGAAAGAAAUUUCUGGACCAUGUGGCAUGGUCUUAAAAUCACUCAACUUAUUCCACAAUACUUGAUGAACACAAACUAAUCCUCUUCUGACAUGAAACUGUACUAGACUAAUGUUGAAAAGAAUUAGUCUACAUAUUUUUGUCCGUCAUAAAAAGUCAGCUUUGUAUUGUGUUCAUUGCAGAUAAUGCAAAAACAAGCAAUUUAGUUUUUCUACUAAUAACGCAUUUGUUUAUGGAGCAAUGAAUUAUGAAUUCGUUUUCUAAAGGUAUUUAGGUAAAUAUUCAUAUUUGUCUUUAUACUUUUGUCCAUUACUGUAUAUGUAGUAAAUAUAUGAGCGAGUAUCCUUCAAAGUAUGUGAAGUAUUAAUUUUAUUUCGGUCUUAUAUGGGUUGUUGCAGAUUAUUUGGAAUUUCGAAAUUACAAAUGCUACAAAACACAGUAUUAGGUUACAUUCUGUGAUGUCAAGUGUCAUGAAAUUAAUUUAUCUCUUCUAUUUUGAAGAAAGAAAAUUGAUAUUGUUACUUCAGGUCGACGAUAUGAUAAUAAUGAAUAAAUUUUACGGGCAUAGGUAGCAGGAUAUAUGCCGAGUAGCUCUGAAAUACGUGACAUGCUUUAAUUUAGAUAUAAUUACAUGACAUUUAACAGUUGCAAGAGUGUCACAUUCGCUUUUUUUCGGUUGUAUUUCCCAUGCCAGUGAAAGAAAGAAAACGGUUCAAUUUUCACAUAAAAUAUGAAUGUACUGAAUGAUCACAUAUUCGUGAACUUUUUUGUGCUGUAUUUUAUGAAAGACAUGAUCAAAUUAACUAAAAGCGGAAGGAUCUCAAGAUCAUUUAGUACAUUUUUUCUAACAGUGACCAUGUUUUCAUACCCUACGUGUACAAAAGCCGAUUGAUUUUAUAUAUUAUAUUUAUUAUAUGUAAAUAAAUUGUGAAGCAUUGUGAAUUAUGGAGCAUGUAAUUUUGUCACAUUAUUCUGUUGAUUGUAAUAUUGAAUAUUUGUAAUUGUUAUAUUAUUGUUUUGUAUCACUUGUCUAUAUAAUAAUUUUAUGGUAUUCCCAUUUUUAGGUCAUAUUGAGUGGCUUAGAUCAUGUUGCAAUUGAAUUAUUUUUUUAUUAUUUAUUAGGAAUAAAUAUUUUGAAAC
Acanthoscelides obtectus is the source of this 8930-nucleotide messenger RNA. The record is from the annotation of a GenBank genome assembly. NCBI's taxonomy places the organism in Eukaryota, Metazoa, Arthropoda, Insecta, Coleoptera, Chrysomelidae.